AUGGAGGCACAAUGCCUUGGUCGGUCGGAGAGUGCGCGCAGCGCCCGCCUUUGCUUCACCGCCGUCGCGCCCGAUUCCCCCGAGAGCCCUCAGAUCUUCCUACGCAGACCUUCGCCUUGGAGCGACCAGGGAAGAAGCCCAGAAAAUGAGAGCUCCUUCCGUAACAUGCGAUCCUGGGCCGAGCUUCAAAUUCGGCCUGAGGAGGUCGAGGGCAAGGCCUUGGGGAAGGCCUCUGGCAAGGCCUUUGAGGAGGCCUCUGAGGAGGAGAAAGCUUGUGACUCCUGCGGCCGGCUGCUCACUUCAGGCAAAAAUGUCACCGUGAGCUUGGCGGAUCUGAAUUUGAUUAUUGUGGGAAGUGGACCUGUGGCGGCAGAGAUCCUACAUCGGAGACGACUUGCGGGCGGCCGGGCAUGUUUGUUGUGGACCGAGCAGAUGCCGGUUCUUUCAAACAUGGCUACUCUUAACCUACACCCCUUGUCUGAGCUUCGUCGUGCUGUCUUCAGUCUUCGCGACUUCUGUUGGCAGCCCCCAAGUAUGACUCGCACCAAUGUGCGUGAAGUCGAGGAGCUCAAGGCGGCCUACCGAUGCUGGUCAUCUGCAGUUUGCAGGCAGGGCCCCGACAUAGUCGCAUUGGAGGACGGUCAGGUCUACUCCAUCACUCAGGAUGUUCAGGGUCGAGCUUGUGGUAUUGAGGUCCUUGACGGCCUUGAUGGCACUCAGCUCUGGUCUAUGUGUGGUGCGGUUGUCUUUGCUGGAGAGGCGUUUGGUGAACAGCUGAAGGCCGCGUGCGACACGAUGCAUCUUGCACAUGAGCUAGAUUUGAGCGUGCACUUCGAGGAUGCGAAGCCAUUGACCACGAUGAGUGCCAGGACUUGCUUCUGGAGUUGUCUGUACAGUUUCGUCCACUUGACCAUCUACUGCUGGUUCAUGCGUAUCUUUGAGACCCCGAACACGCCAGAUCAGUUGCCAUGGUGGCGUGGCACUUUCACCGUAGGGCUUUUUCCAUAUGGCUUUGCGGCAUAUUACGUUUAUUGGGCAAACUGCCUCGCUGGCACCAAGUUCCCAUUGGGAAUGCGCCUCUUUGGGGGCCUUUCCGCGUGCAUCCUGUUCUCUUUCUUUUUCAUCUGGUCAAGGCAGGCAUCAGGAGAUUACCGCCCUCUCUUCUCGGCCUUCUUUGUCGGCGCUGUCGCUUACACCUUUGUCUCGGUAGUCUUUCAUGCGGUCUGGUACACUUGCUGUGCCCGCUUUCAGAUUUCCUCGAAGGAGGACCCUGAUAACAGCGAAGGCGGUGAAGCAGCAAAGUCAGCUCACAAGCUCAACCACGUUCUGUGGACUUGCGCGCAUAUCCUCUUUACGUUUGGCAGCUGGAUACUCUUGUACUUUGUUUCAAUGUUGUUCAUGAACCUCGAGAGCUACUCGAAGAGUUGGGCGGCUGUGUUUCUUACUGUGGCUACGAAUUUGACAGAAAAGUUUGUAAGCAGCAUGACCACCUGGCUUUACACCGGCCUUGUCUACAACGUGCGCUCUCGGCCGGAUGGGAAAGGAAUCCUAGGCGAUCAGCGGAAGCAUCUCAUGCUGCCGGUUGCACUGACGCACUCCUUCUGCGAGAGUGCACGCCUUGUGAGCCUGCUCUCUGUUACCAUGUGCACUGGUGGAUGGUGGUGGCCAUUCAAUAUUGCGUUGAACCUGAGCGCGAAUCUGCUCGAGCGCAGCUACGGCACCCUCAGUUUGCUGGCCUACUUCUUUCCAUUCCUGGCCAGGUGGUGGCUCCCCGGCAUCGGCAUGGUACUGCAUCAGGAGGCAAAGCUUUGGUCAGGAUAUGCUCAGUAUGUCUCCGUACUAGCCUUCUUGACGGCAGAUAUCAUCUCGGGCCAUUGGGCCAGCUCUGUCUUCAACAUUGAGUCCAUAUGCCUCAUGAUUACAUGUGUCCUCGCCGAGCUCGUGGAGGACUUCGUGAUCAGCUUUAGGAUGCAGCCGAACAGUUACUGGCGGCAAGCUCUUCUUGAAGUGUAUGCAGCGCAUCCCAUCCUGCAUCCACGGCAGCUCUUGUGCAUCGACAAGGUUGGAGUUGCAUGGGCUUCGCCACCGCUCUCUUUGCACGGCACUGGUAUCUUGGACUUGUGGGAGGUGGCCGCGUUCAUGCUUCCAGCUACCUAUUUCUCCUUGGUACUGAUGACCCUGCUUUUGGGUGCUGGCUACAUGCAUGGAGUCUGCCCGAACCCUCUGCCAGCAGAGAUGACCACCUACUCCUCCGCCAAUACUUGGUUCAUCCGAGUUUCCAGUGGUUGCAGCAUGAUCCUCGUCGUCUUGGGGACCACUGGCUUCGGGCGCAAGGCAGACAUUUGGAGCUUCGGCUGCACGGUCCUGGAGGCCAUGACGGCGGAGCCUCCAUGGGGCAAAGGUGCCAUCGAUGGCGCCCCUGCAGCUAUGAGGAAGAUUGGCUACUCGACCGAUACUCCACCCAUCCCCGAGGGCACUUCUUCCGGCCUCCUGGCCUUGCUCCAAAGCUGCCUUCAGCGAAGUGCCGAUCUCAGGCCUACAGCCACCGAGCUCCUGAGCUGUGAGUACUUCAUGCCGCCGGUCAAGGACGAUCUCAGCAAGGAAUCCCAAUUGCGGUCAUGUGGUAAGGGCGGCCAUGCGGUCUUCUGCGGCAGGUUCGACACUCCGCAGACCGUCACAAUCGGACGCCAGGAGGUGCAGGCAGCAGAAGCACAGGAUGUCGACAUGGAGGCUGAUGAUGACGACGAACCAUUCGAGACGGAGGACGAUGCCGCCGAGCCAGGGGAGGACCGACGAGAGGACGUUCUCCAGUGCCGCGCUUUGGCCGAGCGGGCCCUCAGGAAUGGAGAUGCUGCCGAGGGAGUGCGUCUUCUUGAGAAGGCCAUGCGCCUGGGAGGAAGCAAUUGCCCAGGUGUUGAGGAGUUGCUGAGGGCUGCUCGGGUGCAGCUCGGUUCUACUGUGGCUACAGCCCAGCGUGCCGAGCCCGCGAAGGCGGACCCGCAGCAAAACGGAGGCACCGUUGAGGGCAGAUAUGUCUGGUCCCAGACGAAGGAGGCAGUAGAGAUCAACCUCUUCGUGCCGCCGGACACAAAGGCCAAGGACAUCAAGGUGGAGGUCUCGGAUCUUCGUUUGCGCAUCUCCGGCGCUGGGCAAACUUUUUUGGAGGGCGACUGGGAGUUCAAGGUUUCGCCAGAAGAGGACCCGGACUGGGAGCUCGUCACCUGCCAGGAGCGGCGGGCCUUGCGUCUCCUGGUGCGGAAGGCCACCAUGCCUGGGGGGAUGUCCGUGGCAGUGUGGUGGAGCAGGAUCCUGAAAGGGGAGCCGUCCAUCGACGUCCAAGGAAUAGAGGCUCGACAGCGAGAUCAAGACAAGAGCAAGCA
Symbiodinium sp. CCMP2456 is the source of this 3380-nucleotide messenger RNA. Lineage: Eukaryota; Dinophyceae; Suessiales; Symbiodiniaceae. The record is from the annotation of a GenBank genome assembly.